Messenger RNA from Echinops telfairi (small Madagascar hedgehog), 802 nucleotides. RefSeq names its product ADP ribosylation factor like GTPase 14 effector protein like (gene ARL14EPL). The transcript has 4 exons. The record is from RefSeq and is a predicted model, not a curated record. NCBI's taxonomy places the organism in Eukaryota, Metazoa, Chordata, Mammalia, Afrosoricida, Tenrecidae. Bases 82 to 549 code for a protein of 155 amino acids.
GGCUCUGUGGCUUCCUUCAGCAGGAGGGGUGGUCACGGUGUCGCUGCUCCAGAGAAGCCCACGAUACCUGCGACUGUUGGAAUGAUCAACAUGAGUGGACAAGCAGAAAAAACCCAGUCUUCCCAGGGGGGUAACACCCAUGAAAAGUCUCCUGAGAAAAACUGUCAAAUCGGACAGAAACAGCUGCAACAGAUAGAGCGGCAGUUAAAAUGCUUGGCAUUUCAGAACCCUGGGCCCCAGGUAGCGGACUUCAACCCUGAAACAAGGCAGCAGAAAAAGAAAGCGCGCAUGUCGAAGAUGAAUGAGUAUUUUUCUGUGAAGUACAAGGUUCUGAGGAAGUAUGAUAAAAGCGGCAGGCUAAUCUGUAACGAUGUGGACUUGUGUGACUGCCUAGAGAAGAAUUGCCUGGGCUGCUUCUACCCCUGCCCCAAGUGUAACUCCAACAAAUGUGGGCCUGAGUGCCGCUGUAACCGCCGGUGGGUGUACGAUGCCAUUGUCACGGAAGCUGGGGACGUUAUCAGCACGCUGCCAUUUGAUGUUCCCGACUAGAAGCUGGUACACACGGGCGAAUUUCCUUCUUCUUUUUGGACAUAUACGUUGACCUUAUUGUCUUGAGUGAAUUUUAGGGCUUGGGGAAAGUAUCGAAAAGCCACUACCUGACUCUGUUUUUGAAGCAGUAGCAUAUCAUGGAACGGCAGUCCUUCUACAACUUUCUUACUGUGUCUCCUCCUUGUGACUACGGAGUAUGACAGUGGAUGCAUUUCAGGAUUUCUCAUCGACCCCUCCACCCGCAGGUCCUACU